Messenger RNA from Morone saxatilis (striped sea-bass), 1852 nucleotides. RefSeq names its product solute carrier family 2, facilitated glucose transporter member 5-like. Gene Ontology annotation, molecular function: hexose transmembrane transporter activity. Gene Ontology annotation, biological process: monosaccharide transmembrane transport. Gene Ontology annotation, cellular component: membrane. NCBI's taxonomy places the organism in Eukaryota, Metazoa, Chordata, Actinopteri, Moronidae. The transcript has 12 exons. The coding region runs from base 109 to 1647 and encodes 512 amino acids. The record is from RefSeq and is a predicted model, not a curated record.
CGCUGCUAUGCUCUCUGAUCUCGUGUCCAAAGGGCAGACAGAAUCCAGUGGUGCAGUAAUGACAGAGUGAGCUGUUAUUAUUGCUGAAAGUGAGUCCAAACACAGCCAAUGGCGGAUAGUGAGGAAUGGGGGAAGCCUGUGGAGAGGAGAGGGAGAUUAACUGUGGUGCUGGCACUGGCAACACUCAUAUCUGCAUUUGGUUCUUCAUUCCAGUACGGUUAUAAUGUGGCUGUUGUCAACUCUCCAUCUCCGUUCAUGCAGCAGUUCUAUAACACCACCUACCUGGAGCGCUAUGGCAGCCCGAUGGAGGACAACUUCCUCACUCUGCUGUGGUCUCUCUCUGUGUCCAUGUAUCCGCUUGGAGGAUUCUUCGGCUCUCUGAUGGUGGCCCCUCUGGUCAACAAACUGGGGAGGAAGGGCACCCUCCUCUUCAACAACAUCUUCUCCAUUGUCCCUGCUGUGAUGAUGGGAGUCAGUGAGAUUGCCAAGUCCUAUGAGAUCAUAAUUGUGGCUAGGUUUAUAGUUGGGAUCUGUGCAGGCCUCUCAUCCAACGUGGUGCCCAUGUAUCUGGGAGAACUCUCUCCCAAAAACCUGAGGGGAGCCCUUGGCAUCGUACCACAGCUCUUCAUCACCAUUGGCAUCCUCAGUGCACAAGUGCUGGGCAUCAGAAAUAUACUUGGCAACAGCACAGGUUGGCCCCUCAUGCUGGGUUUGACCGGUAUCCCUGCCCUGAUAGAGCUCCUGCUGCUGCCCAUCUUCCCAGAGAGCCCCAGGUACAUGCUCAUCCAGAGAGGAGAUGAGAAGACAGCAAAGAAAGCGCUACAGCGUCUGCGCGGCUGGGAAGAUGUGGAUGCAGAGCUGUCAGAGAUGCGUCUGGAGGACCAGUCGGAGAAGGCAGAGGGCCACCUGUCUGUGCUCAGCCUGCUGUCCCAGCGCUCACUUCGCUGGCAGCUGGUCUCCAUCAUCAUCAUGAACAUGGGCCAGCAGCUGUCGGGGGUCAAUGCGAUCUACUACUAUGCAGAUAGCAUAUAUGCCACUGCAGGAGUCAAUCAGAAUGACAUCCAGUACGUCACUGUGGGAACAGGUGCAGUGAAUGUCUUCAUGACCAUAGCUGCUGUCUUCAUCGUGGAGGCCUCGGGAAGACGGCUGCUCCUCCUCUGUGGGUUUGGGAUCUGCUGUGGAGCCUGUGUGCUGCUUACUGUCGCUCUCACCUUCCAGGAGAGUGUGACGUGGAUGCCCUACAUCAGCAUCACUUGUGUCAUCAUCUACGUCAUAGGACAUGCCAUAGGACCCAGUCCCAUUCCUUAUGUGGUGACCACUGAGAUGUUCAGGCAGUCAGCCAGGCCCGCUGCCUUCAUGGUCGCAGGCUCUGUCCACUGGCUUUCCAACUUCACUGUUGGCCUCAUCUUCCCCUUCCUAGAGAGAGGUCUGGGCUCCAACAGCUUUAUCAUUUUUUCCUUCAUCUGUCUGGUCACACUGGUCUACAUCUGGCUGGUGGUCCCAGAGACCAAGAACAAGACCUUCCUGGAGAUAAGCCAGAUGUUCGCCAAGAGAAACAAAGUGGAGAUCAAACUGGGUGAUGGGGAUCUACCACUGAAAGAGAGCAAAGAAAGCAUGGAGGAUGCAGAGAGGGUCACAGCCUUCUGAAGAAAAAUGAGAGCAUUCAGAGGAGAGGAAGUCUUCGCUCUUGGGGGGUAUUGUAAUGGACUGGAAAUGUUUUAAUUUGACUCUAUUUUUAUUGUACUGGGAAUCCUCACACAAUCUCCUUUUGCACAGUUUGUUUGUAGCUGCUAUUGGAAAAAAUAAGACCUUUGUUCAAUUUAAUGCCAUUAAACUUGAUGUGUGCACUACA